This is a messenger RNA of Lichtheimia ornata, 228 nucleotides long. RefSeq lists its product as uncharacterized. The coding region runs from base 1 to 228 and encodes 75 amino acids. The transcript has a single exon. NCBI's taxonomy places the organism in Eukaryota, Fungi, Mucoromycota, Mucoromycetes, Mucorales, Lichtheimiaceae. Gene Ontology annotation, biological process: mitochondrial respiratory chain complex IV assembly. The record is from RefSeq and is a predicted model, not a curated record. Gene Ontology annotation, cellular component: mitochondrial intermembrane space.
AUGUCGAAUCGACCUGACGAGGAGGAAGACGACCCUUACAAUGCACGCAUUGAACGCACAGGCUGUGCCCAAGAGAACGAAGAUUUACAGCUCUGCUUUUAUGACAAGAAGGAUUGGCGAUUAUGCGCAGAGGAAAUGAAGCGCUUUCGAGCAUGCUUUCAAGCCAAUUCGAAGAAUGCCGGCAGUCGAGAAUUGAGAGAAUCCCAACAACAACAAGAGAAGCAAUGA